GGGCCGAGGCAGCGGCUGGGCUGCGGGAGCUGCAUGGAGGAGGGGAGCUCCGCCGAGUCCCCUGCCCGCACGGGAGGAGGAGGAGGAGGAGGAGGAGGAAGUUUGGGGAUUAAGCCGCUGCCCGGAGCCGGAGCGCACGGAGGGAGCCGAGGCACGGCCGCGGAGCGCUGCGAGGGGGAGGCACCGACGGGGAGACCCCCGUCCGAAGCCCCUGCGCCCCGAGCGUGAACGGGAGGGGGGCACCGGAGGGCGAGAGGCUGCCGAAUGUCGUAGCUUGAACAGAAGAGAGGAAAAUUGACUCCACUUUGCCUAACCUAACAGUGAUUUCUUCGAUUUUGCUAAGCCUGUCUCUGCUGAGAUGCCAGAUAAAACUCCUGGUGGUACAGAACCUGUUCCCAGGAAUGAAGAUGACUUCCACUUACCUCUUGAUGUUUUACCAGCUGUGACAGAGGCCCUUGACUCCAAGACAAAAGGAGAAGAUUUGCACCAGGAGAGCAGAUCUUUCCGCUGCUGUGAAAAAAAAACCAUGGACCUAUCAGACAGUGACCGUCCCGUCAGCUUUAGCUCCACUUCCUCUUCUGCUUCCUCCAGGGACAGCCACUGUUCCUUUGGAAGCAGGAUGACCUUAGUUUCCAACAGCCACUUGGGCCUGUUUAACCAGGAUAAAGAAACGGGUGCCAUCAAGCUAGAACUAGUCCCAGCCAGACGAUUUUCCAGCACCAAGCCAUGCAAAAACACCCCUGCGGAGCAAGAGGAUCCUGAGGAGAGCCUGGAAAAAAAGCUCAGCAUGACGAGGAAAGCAGAACCAAAGGGAGUGAGCAAAAACUGUGCAAUGUCCCUGGUGACGGAGCCCACCAGUCCGAAGCUCCUCUAUGUAGACAGAGUUGUCCAAGAGAUUCUGGAAACAGAGAGGAUGUACGUGCAGGACCUGAAAAGCAUUGUGGAGGAUUACCUCGAUUGUAUCACUGACCAAUCCAAGCUGUCCCUGGGGACAGAAGAGAGAUCAGCCUUGUUUGGAAACAUACGGGAUAUCUACCAUUUCAACAGUGAACUUCUGCAAGAUUUGGAAAACUGUGAAAAUGAUCCUGUGGCUAUAGCAGACUGUUUUGUUUCCAAGAGUGAAGAUUUCCACAUAUAUACACAGUACUGCACCAACUACCCAAGGUCAGUAGCCGUGUUGACAGAAUGCAUGAGGAACAAGACAUUGGCCAAGUUCUUCAGAGAACGGCAAGAAGCACUGCAGCAUUCUUUGCCUCUGGGCUCCUAUCUCUUGAAACCUGUCCAGCGAAUCCUCAAGUACCACCUACUUUUGCACGAAAUAGAAAACCACCUUGACAAGGACACUGAGGGCUAUGAUGUGGUGCUAGAUGCCAUAGAUACGAUGCAGAGAGUGGCGUGGCACAUAAAUGACAUGAAGAGGAAACAUGAACAUGCCAUCAGGCUUCAGGAGAUACAGAGCUUGCUCACCAACUGGAAAGGACCCGAUCUUACCAGUUAUGGGGAGCUGGUUCUAGAGGGAACGUUCCGCAUUCAGCGAGCCAAAAAUGAGCGCACGUUGUUUCUCUUUGACAAGCUGCUGCUAAUCACGAAAAAGAGGGAUGAAAUGUUUGCAUACAAAGCUCACAUAUUGUGUGGGAAUCUUAUGCUUGUUGAAGUGAUACCAAAGGAGCCACUCAGCUUUAGUGUCUUCCACUACAAAAAUCCCAAGAUGCAACAUACUGUCCAGGCAAAAUCUCAGCAAGACAAACGGCUUUGGAUUCUUCAUUUGAAGAGGUUAAUUCUGGAAAAUCAUCCUGCUAAGAUUCCUGCCAAGGCCAAACAGGCAAUUCUGGAAAUGGAUGCCAUACAUCACCCAGGGUUUCAUUAUAGCCCCGAGGGAGAAAUGAAAUCAUCAUACCAGCCUAAAGAAGGCACUACUCAACAAAGAGUGAGGAGGAAAUCAGAACCCUCAUCGAGAGUCCAUAAAGUUUUGAAGUCAAAUGAUAUAAGUCCAGAUAUGCAGAAGCGGAUUGGUAUAGAAGGAGCCCUAUUAUCUCAAGCCACCAAACUAGGAUCAAAUGAAACCCUGCUGAAUUCUAGGAAGAAGGUUUCAUUGGAACCCAGUGGGCUAGAGAGCCAAUUUCAAGAGUCCAUUGAGCCAGCCUACAGCAGUGAUCAGGAUGAAAAUCUCCAGACUCCUGCUGUGGAACAGAUUGAUGCUGAUGAUGAAGAAGAAGCUGAACAGGGAAUGCAACAGAAUUCACUACAGAAAUCAAAAGGAGGAAGGAAAAGACUUAAUAGUCAAGCUGCUGAAAAUGUUGAAAAACGGAGAAGUGUUAAUCUCAACAAGUGUGAAAUGCAGAGCUCCAAAGAUCCUUCAGAUGAAGAGUCCACCCAAUUGAGUGCUGAUCUUCCAUUUUCCUGCUCAGCUAGGCAGUCACAGUUGCCUAGACAAUUCAGCACACCCCAGACCAACUCGCUGAUCAUGAAUAUCCUGGGGGGAACUACCUCUGUGAGAAACAUCUGGACUGACCAUCAAAUUAGGCAGGCAUUGUUUCCUAGCCGACGUCCACCUUACGAGAAUGAAGACGAUGAAGACGAUUAUCAGAUGUUUGUACCAUCAGUGUCUACAUCCAACACUAGUCCAGCUGCUGGUGGAGAAAGGAGGGGUCCUUCUGGUCGGCCAUGCAGCUGGCACUUGGGGGUAAUGCAACAGAAUGAAACUACCAGCUCCAGUCGCCACAAAAUCGUUAGGCGUGCCAGUAGCGCUGGUGAAAGUAACACAGCCAGCACAAGGUACAAAAUCAGUGAGCGCAGUUCUCGAAGGGAUGUGAAGAGAACAGAGGUGAGCGGUAUGAAUGCAUAUCCCGAAUCUUCAGAGGAGCUGACCAUUGAUGAUAUUGAACACGUUUAUGACAAUAUCAGCUAUGAAGACUUAAAGCUGAUGGGUCUGACAAGAAGGGAGGAAACACACCAUGGUCCCCAGAGAUCUGCUAGAGACUCUCUCUAUGAGGCUGAAAACAAAAGCAGCUUAGAUUCACCCACCAAAAAGCGGAUAACAAAUCAAAACAGGGCCUCCCUUCGUGCUAGCAGGGAUGAGAUCCUGCUCAGUAGAGAAGCACCUACUUCAAGUUUGGAUGAACUCAGAAUUGUUGAAGAUAACAUCUAUGACACCAUAGCACUUCCAGAAACACCGCUAUUGAAUUUUAAGUGUGACCCCUUAAAAUGUUCUAAAAGGCGGAGUUUUCUGGGCCUGGAAAAAGACUUGGCAUGCUCUGACAGUCUGCAGCAGUUUGUUUCUGAGGAGAGCCUCCAGUUCAGUGAAGAUGAGAGUCCUUACCAUCGAGUUCCUGUUGACAAUGACUAUUUGAGCUUAGUAGACAGCUCUUCCAACUCCGAUUCAUUGUCCCAUAAAUCUGCAGCAGAUAAACUGUCAGAGGAGGUAGAUGAGAUCUGGAAUGACCUGGAGAAUUACAUCAAGAAGAAUCAGGAAAAGACAAGAGACCGACUUCUCGCAGCCUUUCCUGUUUGUAAAGAUGAUAUGCAGGAAAGGCUGCAUGCUGGUAGUACACCUGAACUGAGUAAAGAGGUAGAGUACUCACUGUCUACUCUCUCUCUGCCAGAAACUCCAAUUUUCCCUAAAACUGUGAAGCCUAGGGCUGCCACCUUAAGUGAGACCAGUCUCAAACUUGACGACACUACAGCAUGCAAGGAGACCUCUUUAGCAAGUCUGAACAGAUCUUCCUUCUCCAGUGAGAUGCCUUUUGUAGAUAGCCCAUAUGAAUCUGCCAAUAGUAUUCUAUCCAAUGCACAUAUGGAGGGCAUGGAAAAUGACACGGCUAUCAUGGAUAAAACAAAGAACAGAGUUUUUAUGAUGGCCAGGCAAUACAGUCAGAAAAUUAAGAAGGCUAACCAGCUUUUGAAAGUUAAAAGUCCAGAGCAGGAACAGCCAGCUAGCAGACAACAGAAGCUGAAACACAAAGAUCUUGCUGCUAUUCUGGAGGAGAAGAAACAAGGUGGUCCUGCUAUUGGUGCCAGAAUAGCUGAGUAUUCCCAGCUCUAUGACCAGAUUGUCUUCAGAGACAGUUCACCUAAGGUCCAAAAGGAAGCCUGGGCCAGCCCUCAGGAGCCAUCAGCCGUGAGGUUUUCCACUCCCGUGGCUGCGUCUCCCCCCCGUUCCCAGGCUGCCAGUGAAUGCCCAAGAGCAGAGGAUUGGCUCUUGCAUUCUACAUACAGCAACGGCGAGCUGGCUGACUAUUCUCCAUGGCCUGAGUCCCAAGACCCAAAGUCCAAGGGCUCAUAUGCAGAAGCUGGUACAAAAAGCAAUUCAAGGCAGUUGCCGUCAGCUUGCUCAGUGCCUUCCCUUCAGAUUUCUAACCGUUUGCAUGUCCCAGCGCAGAGGUGGAGCACGAUUAUAAGCCAACCUAACAAAGAAAAUUUACAUCAAGAUCACAUCUAUAACUCCCUUGGGAGGAGAGUAAGCAAUAUGAAGCCACAGGCAUACAGCCGGUCACAGUCGUCUUCCUCAAUUGUCGUCAACAGGUCUGGAGAAUCCAUUGUAUAUCCUAAUGAAACGGACAAGAAAAAGUUUCAUUCGAGUAGGAACUUCCGAUUCAACACCCAUCACACGCUGGGUAUUGCUUCAGCAUGUACGGGGCUUGAUACAAGAAAGCAGAUCCCUGAAAACUAUUCGGAUAUGAUUCUGCAGGAUUCUCAAAAGGUCCUGAGAGUAAACAGGACCUCCCCUCUGACUGCACAGAUGGCCACUCAGAACUAUUUUUCUAACUUCAAAGACACUGAAGAAAGGGAAGGGGAUGAUGAUGACUAUGUAGAAAUAAAGUCUGAAGAUGAGGGAUCUGACCUGGAAACUUCUCAGAACCAAACAAGGAAACUGGAUCCCAAAUUGCACAAUACGGACACUGCUCCUUCUGAAACGCUCUGCAGCAAAACUGUGUCUUGUACUCCUGCAAAGUCCACCAGCAGCAAGCAUGCGCUUACCCCGUAUCUGACUGCAUACAGCGAUUCAGACAAACUGAACGACUACCUGUGGAGAGUACCAUCUCCUAACCAGCAGAAUAUCGUCCAGUCUUUAAGGGAAAAGUUUCAGUGUCUUAGUUCAAGUAGCUUUGCUUGAUGCUUCCAGUGAUUUCUAGCUGUACAUGAAGAGUAUAUACUAGGACAAUCAGUACUGGCAUUACGUAUUUCUGUAAUAUUACACCGUCAGGCAUUGUAUCACAGUAAUAUUGUAAAUAGAUGUGAAAUGUAUCUUUUUUUUUUUUUAUUUUUAAUGGUUUAGAAUCCUGGAAGUUAAAAGGCCACAUGUGCACUGUCUGCUGUCUCACUCCAUAAUGCAGGUGGACUUCAGAUCUCAUAUUUAACCUCUGCAUCUCUUCCCUUCCUUCUCCUCAGCUGAGUUUCUUGUUAGGUGUGAUACCCCUUGGUUCGUACUGUCUAUCCAGGUAUGAUACCAUUUGAUUGUUAAGCCAUGUUACCAUGUGGAAAGCUUAGUAUUUGGACUUCUGAGUUGUGACUGGUUCUACAUCCAAAAUAUCCAUGCGAUUACUCUGGUGGCAUGUGGUAGCAGUUGGCUGAGUGGCUGCUCCUCUGAGGGCGCGUAUUUCUGAGCACAGUUCUGGUAACGACACCAACAUGCCACCCGUGCAACUGCACAAACUUGUCUCAUGUUACUUUUGACAGAGAAAUUCCAAGUGUACAGGACCAAUGCAUGUGACACCAAAUAUGCUAUGUUACUUUAGAGCAGACUUGUUUUAAACAAAAUCUAGUCCCUGUGCUUAUGAGCAAUGUCAGAUGAUAGCUGUGUCUGAAGCCUUUUCUACUUUCUAUAGCUGCACAGUAGGCAGAGGACAGGCCGUGGCAGCUCUUUUAUGUGAAUCGGUCAGCAUGACACCAUCCUUGUGUGGAGGAUGUUCUGGGCAGUAGAAGCUCUGUUGCUUGUGGACACGACUAGACAGAUCCCUGGCUUUGUAAGUCCAGCGUUUGCAGUGUUUGUGACAUGCAGGCAAAAUCCGAGUAGCUUGUAGCUCAGAGCCUAGCACUUGAAAGCCGCUGUGUGUGGAUUUCCCAAGCGUCAUUUACAUGCAGUGGCCUGCAGGUUGUUUGGUCAGGUCCCAAAAUCAGUAACCCUGAGAGAGAACGGGACUUGGCUGGAUGCUGGGGUGAACCAUUCAUUCACGCGGCGUGUUUGAGCCACAGGGUGUUUCAGCAAUACUGCUGGGUGAGUUACAAGCUGUCUUCCCCAGGGGAGGCAUCUCCAUCGUAGGAAGCAAUCCAAGCAAUCCUUCCUGGCAGAGCGGGGUGAAAGAGGCAUUUUCUAAAUCAGCCAGCACUGAAUCUCAUUCAAUUCAUGUACAAGUAGCUUAAAAAUGAGAAUACAUUCCAUUCUUUCGCAAAUGAUGUGCAGAGUAAAUGCUCCCAUUUAUAGGAACAGACUUUCCGGUAUGAUGCACGUUUACUCCCUUUUGUCAUCUUCGUUGCACAGCUUUGGAUUCUGUUACUUGAAAACAUUGUACCGAUAGGAAAGCCUAAAUAUGUCUGCACUGACCAUCUGAGUGACUGUUGUUGUUUUUUGGUGCUGAAGUUCUCCAGAUUACGCAGAUAAAGCCAGUACUGAGUUAAACAUACCAUUAAAUAACGGAGUGGAAGUACUACUUUCACUACCCACGCAUCGCUCCCCUCAGUCGCCGAGCACUGCGCUUCCAGAACCGCUGCCUAUUUCCACCACUGGUUACGACGAGGAAAAAAUGAGGUGAUCAACGUACAGCUAAUUACUUGCAGGUUGCGAUUUAAGGACUGGAACUUGUUAGAACGGAGUUUAAAUUAUUUACCAGACGUGUCUUGCAUCGGCUAGGAGGUGUUAGGGCGAGGGCUGGCUGGUCGGGGUGCUUACCAACAUGUGCCAGGCCUGCUGGCUGAGGAAUGAUGUACAUAGUUACGCCGCUGAGAUGUAGUGGAGCCCGUAUUUAUUUAAUAUAGCUUGUAAAGUAUUGUAAAUACGAACAGGAGUUAAAUCUCUGCUUGACACCCCCUCACCCCGCGCGCUCUAGAUCCGUUGAAACCGCACCUCAACGCCAUCGGUGGAGCUGGAACAAAAGAGAGGAGAAAAAAAAAAUAAUAAUUAUUAAAGAAAAGGGAGUUGUACCAGCGCGUAGCGUGUCUCCCAGGGACCAUUUCAUAUAUUUUUAAUAAACGUCGAGUACUCCAAAA
Molecule: messenger RNA, 7203 nt
Organism: Anas platyrhynchos (mallard)
Lineage: Eukaryota; Metazoa; Chordata; Aves; Anseriformes; Anatidae
Gene: PLEKHG1
Product: pleckstrin homology and RhoGEF domain containing G1
Molecular function (GO): guanyl-nucleotide exchange factor activity; small GTPase binding
Source: RefSeq, a predicted model, not a curated record